ACAUAUCCUCAGACUUUUAGUCAUGUCCGUAACGCAGGCCAAGUUUCUUCCAUCAAAGAAUAAACACUGUCAGAGACACAAAUCCACCUCAGACCCUUUCUCUAAUCCAAUACAUUCAUCGAAACCAGCACCUCGCCUUCCACCCAUCUCUCCCUCAAAAUUGUCUUCGCGAAACAUGUUUACUCCGAUAAAACCUCAUCGCGAUAAAAUGAUCGAAGCUGUUAGAGACACUGUACAAGUCCGCAAUCCCGACCAUUCUCCUCGCACGAGACUAGGCAGGAGUCAAUCUACUGUCCCUCCAGCAUCCGGAGCACAUAAUCGCUCUCCCCCAGCAGGGCGUCGGUCGCAGUCCCAAGACUCUGUUCUCCAAGCUGCUAAUGCAUUGGAGAAGGCCAAAACUGUGAAGACACGCACAAAAAAGGGUUCUAUGCAUGCAGAUGUUAUAGACAGGCUCGAUUUUACAAGCGUUGGUCCCAUGUUUCAUCACGAUGGUCCUUUUGAUGCUUGUGCUCCAUCUCGAAAUCGGCAUAGAACCAAAGCACCAAUGCUUGCUUGGAGUUCAACUCCAACAGAAGAGCCCACUGAGCCCAACAGGUCUUUGCACCUAUCUCCUGAUAUAUAUAAAGCUACCAUCUCUUCUUCUUAUGAUUCUUCUAAGAGAAGGGUGGAUGCAAUUGCCGAGGCCUGGGGUACCCAUGAGCCAGAACCUUAUCAGGAGUUUUUUGCUGGUGGUGGUUCUGUUAGGUACGAUGGCGAUAACCCCUCAAACUCGAAUGUCCUUGGAUAUGAAGGGCAUGGUUCUCGGAGUCAUACUACCAGCAAACGUCAGAUGGAAAAUCGAGAUAUUCAUGAGGUUUAUAGGGAGUACCUUGAUGAUGAUGUGAAGGCUAAGACCCGCGACCCUACCGACCGUGAGCCUCAUUACCCUUCCAGGCGAUCUCCCCUUCCACCCCCCCAACCCAUUAUCGUUCCGGAAAGUGGCCAUGCAGAUAAAGACGGCAUUUCUUAUUCCCCAGUCGUAGCCCACACUUCCGGCGCACCAAAGCGCAAUACGUCGCUUAUGCAUCGUAUACGUAAGAUGCGCGAUGCUCCAAAUGUCCCAAUUGGGUAUGAAGAGGCAACUGGACCAUUAUCUGUUGAGAACUCGUCAACUGUACUUCACGGUCGUCCAACCCAUCGAACGCAUAACUCUUUUCUUGGACGAUUCACCGGUGUAGGUGUGACUGGAAGCCGUACACAUCCUCAGGACAACUCUUCGCCAACGUCCGACAGUUCAGAUGUGUAUGUUUACAUUGAUGGACCCCGUAAAGAGAAGCAACUUCCUGAAACACCGCACAUUGACGCUGACUCUUGCGUACGAUCAAGCGAGAACGAGAUAGACGGAUUUUUCGACGGCGUUUCGAGCUCACCUGGGUCUCCCACUGGCCUAGGAAGAAAGACCAGUCUCCUCAAGAAGGUAAAGGAUGCGGUAAGAGGCAACAAGUGAAUUUCACCCUCUCCUCUCCCAUCUGUUCCACCGUUCCUUGUGUUUAUUAUCCAUGUACUACAUGUGUUGUCUUCCAAGUUCUGAUCGAAACUCCAUGCUUUGUACUUAUAGUAUACAAAUGUGCUCUCUUUAUGUUACAUAUGUGCUACACAAUAUGUAAAGACUUGAUACUUAUAGCCCAUGUGGUGUAAGGGAUAAAUUGUGUGAGUAGAAAGAACAGCUACUUUAGAAUAUGACUUCGCUCAGCAA
Messenger RNA from Serpula lacrymans var. lacrymans S7.9, 1735 nucleotides. RefSeq lists its product as uncharacterized. Gene Ontology annotation, cellular component: cytoplasm. The coding region runs from base 23 to 1486 and encodes 487 amino acids. The record is from RefSeq and is a predicted model, not a curated record. Lineage: Eukaryota; Fungi; Basidiomycota; Agaricomycetes; Boletales; Serpulaceae. The transcript has 4 exons.